UCCAUAGAGACUGAAUAGACGUGGCCUGUGGGAACGUCACGGGAGUACCCGACGGCCUUUAAAUGCGACGCUGCCUAUUGUCAUGCAUCCAUUCCGUUACAUGUCGAAGAAACGGGCAGCGCCGCCGUUAGCUCCGGCGCCCUUUCGCCGGCGCUUAUGGCUGUGUCUUGAACUCGUCGCAGCCAUCUCAGUCCUCGCUUUCCUUUUCGUCCUUCUAAGGAUUCAGUCCUACGCACCCAACCCACCGACGCCUACGCUUCUUUACCGAGACCCUAUUCCUUUUUCCGGUCAACCGAAGAUCGCUUUCCUCUUCCUCGCCCGCGCGGGCCUGCGCCUUGAUUUCGUUUGGCAUAACUUCUUCAAGAAUGCUGGAGCAGGGAAUAUCUCUAUAUAUGUUCACUCGAAGCCGGGGUUCAAGUUUGAUCAGUCGACGACGAGGUCAGCCUUCUUCUACGGCCGUCAUGUAGAGGAUAGCGUGCAGGUGAAGUGGGGGGAGGCCAGCAUGAUUGAAGCUGAGCGGUUGCUGCUUAGAGCAGCUCUACAGGAUCCUGCAAACCAACGUUUUGUUUUGCUUUCUGAUAG
Messenger RNA from Phalaenopsis equestris, 582 nucleotides. RefSeq lists its product as uncharacterized. Gene Ontology annotation, cellular component: membrane. NCBI's taxonomy places the organism in Eukaryota, Viridiplantae, Streptophyta, Magnoliopsida, Asparagales, Orchidaceae. Gene Ontology annotation, molecular function: glycosyltransferase activity. The record is from RefSeq and is a predicted model, not a curated record.